Messenger RNA from Echinostoma caproni, 1114 nucleotides. Lineage: Eukaryota; Metazoa; Platyhelminthes; Trematoda; Plagiorchiida; Echinostomatidae. The record is from the annotation of a GenBank genome assembly.
CUAACAGCCCCAUACUUCCACUCCGACCACGUCUUUCACCGAGACCAAUCAAUCGCACCUUGCUCAGUCAUCUCAUGCGCACCCGGUCUCGCACACCGGUUUGGACCCACUCGUUUCCCGUACACAUGCCAAUCCAACUGAACGAUACGAACAGAUACCGCCAUCCAGUACGGAAUCGCAACUUGGCCCGCUUAACACUCAUCAGCCGUUAGCCGCACGCCUGCCUCUGUCUAGUUCGACUGGGAAUGUUGAACGAGGGCCUAGCAUAGGUCCGUCCGACUCGAUGGGAAUGUCGUCUGGUGACUCUUUCGAACAAUUGGCUGCCCAAGCAGCUGCUCAGCUUGGUGUGACCACAUCUAUCGACCCGGGAGCUCUUGGACGUAUGUGCUCCGAAUCGCCUUUCACAGAUACAAAUCCUCUCUCUAUCCCAACUCACUAUUCCAACACCCAUACGACGCAUUUUACUUCUACUCCCGGACCUGGAGCAAAAGCUUCGUCCAUUCCCGGUGGUGUCAAUGUUUUUCCCGCUCAUUUACCCAACCAACACCCAACACAAUCUGUUGCCAGUCCCAUGCCCACCACCUCGUUGACCGAUCAAUCUGCCUCGGGGUUGUGGAUGGAUUCACAACUCAACCGGGACCAUAAUGAUCCAUGGACUAAUAGUCCCGGUUACUAUGCAAACAAUAGUAGCACAGGCGAGGUGAGUGUCGGUACAUCCGAGUUCACCAGCCAGUCAAGCACAUCCUACGCGAAUGAUCGAAUGCAGUCUGGUGUUGUCUGUCCAAAUCGCGUAUCGGAAAAAAUACAGCAGCUGGUCAAUACGCUUAAACGUCCAAAACGCCGUCCUUUACCCGAAUAUUUCCUAGACGAAGAGGAUCAGAUUCUCGUACGACAAGUUACAGAUCCGUCUGCCCCCAGACCACGAGGACCGCAGUCUCAACCGCUACGUGGGGAAGAACUGGUGGUUCCAUCUGGUCUUCCGCGUAAUUUGGAAUCGGCACUCCAACGCUAUGCUGGGCUGAGUUGUAAAGCACCGGUUCUGACUUGCUUGGAUGUUUGCGGAAGACCAACUCAGGUUCUCACCUACGCCAAAUUGUUACAGGUAAGUAGCUAG